Messenger RNA from Tachyglossus aculeatus (Australian echidna), 3143 nucleotides. It is a transcript of the gene PATZ1, whose product is annotated as POZ/BTB and AT hook containing zinc finger 1. Gene Ontology annotation, molecular function: protein binding. NCBI's taxonomy places the organism in Eukaryota, Metazoa, Chordata, Mammalia, Monotremata, Tachyglossidae. The record is from RefSeq and is a predicted model, not a curated record. Gene Ontology annotation, biological process: regulation of immune system process; negative regulation of transcription by RNA polymerase II; regulation of cytokine production.
AUGGAGCGGGUGAACGACGCUUCCUGCGGCCCCUCCGGCUGCUACACCUACCAGGUGAGCAGGCACAGCACCGAGAUGCUGCAUAACCUCAACCAGCAGCGCAAGAACGGCGGGCGCUUCUGCGACGUGCUGCUGCGCGUGGGGGACGAGAGCUUCCCCGCGCACCGGGCCGUGCUGGCCGCCUGCAGCGAGUACUUCGAGUCGGUGUUCAGCGCCCAGCUGGGCGACGCGGGGGCGGGAGACGGGGGUCCCGCCGACGUGGGGGGCGCCGCGGGGCCCGGCGGCGGGAGCAGGGAGCUGGAGAUGCACACGAUCAGCUCCAAGGUGUUCGGGGACAUCCUGGACUUCGCCUACACCUCUCGCAUCGUGGUGCGGCUGGAGAGCUUCCCCGAGCUCAUGACGGCCGCCAAGUUCCUGCUCAUGCGGUCGGUCAUCGAGAUCUGCCAGGAGGUCAUCAAGCAGUCCAACGUCCAGAUCCUGGUGCCCCCGGCCCGGGCCGACAUCAUGCUGUUCCGCCCCCCCGGAACGACCGACCUGGGCUUCCCCCUGGACAUGACCAACGGGACCGGCCUGGGACCCAACGGGAACGGCAUCGCGGGCGGCAUGCAGCCGGAGGACGAGGCCGUGGCGCGGGCCGCGGGGGCCGCCGUCGCCGGGCAGGCGGCCCUGCCGGUGCUGCCGGGGGUGGACCGCCUCCCCAUGGUGGCCGGACCCCUGUCGCCGCAGCUGCUGGCCUCCCCGUUCCAGAACGUGGGGGCCGCCGCCCCGCCCCUGACCGGCAAGAGGGGCCGGGGGCGGCCCCGGAAGGCCAACCUGCUGGACUCCAUGAUGUUCGGGUCCCCGGGGGGCCUGCGAGAGGCCGGCAUCCUCCCCUGUGGCCUCUGCGGGAAGGUCUUCACCGACGCCAACCGGCUCCGGCAGCACGAGGCCCAGCACGGGGUGACCAGCCUGCAGCUGGGUUACAUAGACAUCCCCCCGCCGAGGCUGGGGGAAAACGGGCUGCCCAUCCCGGACGACCCCGACGGCCCCCGGAAGAGAAGCAGGACCAGGAAGCAGGUGGCGUGCGAGAUCUGUGGCAAGAUCUUCCGGGAUGUGUACCACCUGAACCGGCACAAGCUGUCCCAUUCCGGGGAGAAACCGUACUCCUGCCCCGUGUGCGGGCUGCGGUUCAAGCGGAAAGACAGGAUGUCUUACCACGUCAGGUCCCACGACGGCUCCGUGGGCAAGCCCUACAUCUGCCAGAGCUGUGGCAAAGGCUUCUCCAGGCCAGACCACUUGAACGGGCACAUCAAACAGGUGCAUACGUCCGAGAGGCCGCACAAGUGUCAGACUUGUAAUGCUUCUUUUGCUACCCGGGACCGUCUACGUUCCCACCUGGCUUGUCACGAAGACAAGGUCCCAUGCCAGGUGUGCGGGAAGUACCUGCGGGCGGCAUACAUGGCAGAUCACCUGAAGAAGCACAGCGAAGGACCAAGCAACUUCUGCAGUAUCUGUAACCGAGGUUUCUCCUCUGCCUCCUACUUAAAGGUCCAUGUUAAAACCCACCACGGUGUUCCCCUUCCCCAGGUCUCCAGGCACCAGGAGUCCAUCCCGAAUGGGGGAGCAGCGUUCCACUGCGUCAGGACCUAUGGCACCAAAGAAGGCCAGAAAUGCUCACAUCAGGACCCGAUUGAGAGUUCGGAUUCCUACGGAGACCUCUCUGAUGCCAGCGACCUCAAGACCCCAGAGAAGCAGAGCUCCAACGGCUCCUUCUCCUGCGACAUGGCCGUCCCCAAAAACAAAAUGGAGUCCGACGGGGAGAAGAAGUACCCUUGCCCGGAGUGCGGUAGCUUCUUCCGCUCCAAGUCUUACCUGAACAAACACAUACAGAAAGUUCACGUCAGGGCCCUUGGGGGCCCGCUGGGGGAUCUGGGCCCCGCCCUGGGGUCCCCCUUCUCUCCCCAACAGAACAUGUCCCUCCUGGAGUCCUUCGGGUUCCAGAUCGUCCAGUCUGCAUUCGCGUCGUCCCUAGUGGACCCGGAGGUUGACCAGCAGCCAAUGGGGCCCGAGGGGAAAUGAGGUCGAUACGGUCCCCAAGGAAACAGCAGUCUGGCGAUGGAAAGAUGCUGGGAAUGAGAAAAGAGAUGACGUCGUUGGGUUCUGUAGCUGAGAGAUUUUUAUUCGUUAUUAAAUUCCCCUCUUCUCCCUCUCCCUUCUAAAUACUCUUUAGAAAUAGCUUCUCUGCUGGUGCUCUGCAGGGAAGCCUGUAUGACCCAGGACAGGAUGUGGGGCCUACCGUAUAACACUACAUACACCUCUGAGGCUGCUCCAGGACGGGCUUUAGCGGAGAGAUCGAAACCAGAACCCCUGGGUUGAAAGUCCAAGCCGUCUUAGUGACCCAGUCUCUCCCCUCCCUUCCCACCCACUGUGUCCUGAGGAGAUCAGUAUGGCCCCCUCCCUCCCCUCGUCCUUCUCGCCCUUCUCCCCAUCGUCUUCUCUUCCCCACGAGAAGCAGCGGUAAAUUCCUAAUCCCUCCCCAACCCACCCGCCAACUUCCAGUUGCUCAUCCCAAAGCCGGAAGGCGGCGUCAACCAACAGAGCACGGCUUCGGUCACCCUGGGAAACUCCAAACUGAGAAUUGGUCCGAGGCAGGGCCCGGUCCUGCUGCCUGUGAGCAGGUGAGGUCCCCGGCAGAGGCGAGGUCAGCUGCUGGGGACGCUGACCGUUCCAACCUGGUCCUUUUUGUUAUUUUAACCGUUCAACUUGCUGUCGGGUUUUAAUUCUCUUAAUUAUUAUUAUUGUUAUUAUUUUUAGGACCUGUUGUAGUGAAUUGCUACUGAAAGCCAGUCCAGGUGAUAUACAGAGCUCUUUUGAAGCAGCAGUCAUGUUAGGAUUAGUAUUAAAUUUUUUUUUUUUUUUAGAUGUAUCAUAAUAACUUGGUUAGCUGAUGGUUUGAAGUCUAUGGAAGAAAUAGUUUUAUGCAAAAUUUUAAAAAAAACUUGCCAGUCUGGGGUGUUGGGGUUCUGUCUGGGAAGAGGAAAGAAGACAGCAGCUCACCCGUAUCGAGUACCACUGUUGAGUUGUGUGUGGAUACAUCUUGGUUUUGCUCAAUGAUAUGGAUUGAUCUGAUCGGACUGUAUUAAAAAAGUUAGUAUGUUACUUUC